AUGGGAAGAUAUCGUAGCCGUAGCAGAAGCUACAGCCCUCGCCGCCGUAGCAGAACCCCACCUCGCGGUCGCAAGCGUUAUGAUGAUGAACGCUAUCCGGACACCAGGUCUCGCAGAGACCGUCGCUCUCCUCUCCCUUCUGGCUUACUCGUUCGUAAUCUCCCACUUGAUGCUAGACCUGAAGAUCUUAGGGGGCCCUUUGAACGCUAUGGUCCUGUAAAGGAUGUUUACCUUCCUAGAAAUUAUUACACUGGUGAACCUCGUGGCUUUGGAUUCGUGAAAUAUCGAUACGGUGAAGAUGCGGCUGAGGCAAAGCAACAUCUGAAUCAUAGUGUCAUUGGUGGACGUGAAAUAAGAAUUGUGUUUGCUGAGGAAAAUAGGAAAACCCCUCAAGAAAUGCGUGUCACUUCUCAUGGAAGUAGCCGGAAUGGAGGUGGUAGCAGCCGAAGGAGAGCUCGGUCAAGAUCCCCACGACGUCGGUAUCGAUCCUACUCUAGGUCUCCAUCACCUGCCAGGGACAAUUCAAGGGAUGACAGGGGUAGGGAUGGUUAUUCUCCAGAGCGAUCAAGAUCUUAUUCUAGGUCUGUUUCUCCCGGUGUUGGGAAGGAUGACAGGAGGUCCUCUCGUGCCUCUCUGGAUGGUGGGAAGGAUGACAGGAGGUCCUCUCGUGCCUCUCCGGGUGGUGGGAAGGACGACAGGAGGUCCCCUCGUGCCAGGGAGAAUGGUCGAAGUCCAAAUGUUAAGAAAGAUCAAUCACCUACCAGAUCUGAGAGCCCUAGGGACAGAGAUCGCAGUCCUUCAAGGUCUCGUUCGCGGUCAUACAGUCCACGCUGA
Messenger RNA from Vicia faba (fava bean), 834 nucleotides. NCBI's taxonomy places the organism in Eukaryota, Viridiplantae, Streptophyta, Magnoliopsida, Fabales, Fabaceae. The record is from the annotation of a GenBank genome assembly.